AUGGAAUCAGACCCACGCCGGAUACACGCUCGAGUCAUCAAAACCUACAACGCCGGCACCUCCGAGUUCCGUUUCCAGCUCAACAAUCUCAUAACUCUCUACAUAAACUCUCACCUCCUCCCCAACGCCGUUCGUCUUUUCCAACAAAUCAAAUCCCCCAAUGUCGUCUCAUGGACAACCUUCAUCUCCGGCCACUCCAACACUCCCGCCGCUCUCAGCCACUUUGUCUCCAUGCUCCGUCACCCCACCCUCCCCAACCAGCGCACAUUAGCAAUUGUUCUCAAAACCUGCGCUUCUCUCCCUGCUCUUUCCUUUGGCCUCCAGCUUCAUGCUCUCUCUAUCAAACUCUCACUUACAAUCGAACCCUUUACCGCCUCAGCCCUUAUCCAUUUUUACUCGAAAACCCAUCUUCCCAAUAACGCCCAAAAAGUGUUCGACGAAAUUCCUGACAGAGACGCGGUUUGUUUUUCAUCUGUAAUCGUCGGGCUCGCCCAGAAUUCAAAACCCAUCGAUGCUUUAUCUUAUUUUGCUGAAAUGAGAGCUUCUGGGUUCGACUCCACCGACUACAGCGUCUCUGCUGCAUUGCGUGCGUCAGCAGAACUAGCCGCCUUAGAACAAUCUAAGAUGAUUCAUACCCAUUCUGUUGUCACCGGCCUUGAUUCAAAUGUGAUUGUCGGAACUGCUUUGGUAGAUGGAUACGGGAAAUGUGGAAUGGUAAACGAUGCACGUUUGGUGUUCAAUGAACUUGUUUCAGUCUUGAAUCUCAUAGGGUGGAAUGCAAUGAUGUCAAGCUACGCACAACAAGGGGACAAGGAUUCAGUCAUGGAACUCUUUUCAUCAAUGGAGCAUCAUCAAGGUCUUGUACCCGAUCAAUACACUUUUCUCUCUAUCAUGACAGCAUUUUGCAAUGCGGGUUUGGUUGAUGAAACAGAACGAUGGUUCAGAAAGAUGGAAUCAGAAUACAAAUUGGAACCAUGGAUUGAACAUUACACAUGUUUGGUAGGUGCAAUGGGUAGAUCUGGGAGGUUACAGGAAGCUAAAAAGAUUGCUUUAACAAUGCAAAAUCAUAAACCCGAUGCUGCAAUGUGGAGGGCAUUGUUGUCCACUAGUGCACACCAUGGUGAUAUAGAAAUGGUCAAAGAAAUGAGUCAAAGGCUACAAGAAAUUGACCCACAAGACGAUUCUGCUUAUGUGAUUGCUGCAAAUGCCUUUUCUAGUGUUGGAAAGUUGGAAGAAGUGAAAACAGUGAGAAAAUUGAUGAGAGAAAGGAGAGUGAAAAAGGAAGGUGGGUUGAGUUGGAUAGAAGUUUGUGGUCAAGUUCAUGUCUUUUUAGCAGGAGAUCGUAGACAUGAACAGACAAAUGAAAUUUACAGAAAGUUAUGGGAGUUAAUGGAGAAGAUAGUGAAGUUAGGGUAUGUGCCUGUUUGGGAUGACAUGUUGCAUGAGGUAGGGAAAGAGGAGAAGAUUGAAGCACUUUGGAAUCAUAGUGAGAAAUUGGCGUUGGCGUUUGGAUUGGUUGCUGACGUGGGGCCACGUGGAAAGGCGUUGAGGAUUGUUAAGAAUCUAAGGAUUUGUAGGGAUUGUCAUGAGGCGUUUAAGUAUAUUAGUAGAGUGGUGGAGAGGGAGAUUAUAGUGAGGGAUGUUAAUAGAUACCAUAGGUUUUUUGAUGGUGGUUGUAACUGUGGAGAUCAUUGGUGA
Molecule: messenger RNA, 1698 nt
Organism: Lactuca virosa
Lineage: Eukaryota; Viridiplantae; Streptophyta; Magnoliopsida; Asterales; Asteraceae
Source: the annotation of a GenBank genome assembly